CCCAGGAUCAAACCAGGAACCAGGAACUCUGCAGUGCAGCGCUUUUCCAACUGAGCCUAUCUGGCAGCCGAACCACUUUGGGCGACGGCCCCGAAGACUCGGAGCGCUAAAGCAGACGGACUGCAGAGGUUAUCUGAAGGCCGAGGCCAAGAUGGCGGCGCGGGCAGCUCCCAGCCUGGUUCGCCCGAUCCUCGCUCUGUGCAGGUGGUAUGCAGGCUCCUCAGUGGCAACUCUCCACAUUCAGACCCUUGCCCAUGUGCCCUCAGGACUUACUCAUUACUUGUUGCAGAAAAGCAAUUGCUCUGGCAGGGGUGCAGUUGUUCAGGUGCGAUGUGUUCAUUCGAGUUUGACUGCUGACGGCCCAAGCAGCACACAGCCUGCAGUGUCCAAGGCCGGAGCCAUAGUCCCCAAACCCAGCUCACUUCCUAGCAGCCGGGGCGAAUAUGUGGUAGCCAAGCUGGAUGACCUCAUCAAUUGGGCCCGCCGGAGCUCCCUGUGGCCUAUGACCUUUGGCCUGGCCUGCUGUGCCGUGGAGAUGAUGCACAUGGCAGCACCCCGCUACGACAUGGACCGCUUUGGUGUAGUCUUCCGAGCCAGCCCGCGCCAGUCAGAUGUCAUGAUUGUGGCCGGCACGCUCACCAACAAGAUGGCCCCUGCACUCCGCAAGGUCUAUGACCAGAUGCCAGAGCCUCGAUAUGUCGUGUCCAUGGGGAGCUGCGCCAAUGGAGGAGGUUACUACCACUACUCAUACUCCGUCGUGAGGGGCUGUGACCGCAUCGUGCCUGUGGACAUCUACGUCCCAGGCUGCCCACCCACAGCUGAAGCCCUGCUCUAUGGCAUCCUGCAGCUGCAGAAGAAGAUCAAGCGGGAGAAGAGACUCAGCAUCUGGUACCGAAGGUAGUGCCUCCUGACUACCACUCUAUGUCCUCUUCAUCAUCCUGAGAAAUGGUCAAUAAACCCAAGAAACGCACCUGGAU
Molossus molossus (Pallas's mastiff bat) is the source of this 977-nucleotide messenger RNA. RefSeq names its product NADH:ubiquinone oxidoreductase core subunit S7 (gene NDUFS7). Gene Ontology annotation, biological process: mitochondrial respiratory chain complex I assembly; aerobic respiration; electron transport coupled proton transport. Gene Ontology annotation, molecular function: quinone binding; 4 iron, 4 sulfur cluster binding; NADH dehydrogenase (ubiquinone) activity. The transcript has 10 exons. Bases 152 to 901 code for a protein of 249 amino acids. NCBI's taxonomy places the organism in Eukaryota, Metazoa, Chordata, Mammalia, Chiroptera, Molossidae. The record is from RefSeq and is a predicted model, not a curated record.